This is a messenger RNA of Aedes albopictus (Asian tiger mosquito), 1254 nucleotides long. It is a transcript of the gene Sec13, whose product is annotated as protein SEC13 homolog. The coding region runs from base 124 to 1104 and encodes 326 amino acids. Gene Ontology annotation, molecular function: protein binding; structural molecule activity. The transcript has a single exon. NCBI's taxonomy places the organism in Eukaryota, Metazoa, Arthropoda, Insecta, Diptera, Culicidae. The record is from RefSeq and is a predicted model, not a curated record. Gene Ontology annotation, biological process: positive regulation of TOR signaling; COPII-coated vesicle budding; protein import into nucleus. Gene Ontology annotation, cellular component: COPII vesicle coat; nuclear pore outer ring.
UGUUGGUGUCAUUUUUACGAAAAAUUUUCGCGUAAAAACUCGGACUGCAUUAAAAAAUUGAAUACCUAAUAUUGUUGAACAAAAUCAAAUUCACUCGACACUCCGUACACGUAGUGAGCAACAAUGGUGUCAGUAUUAAAUACAAUCGAUACGGGUCAUGAGGACAUGAUCCACGGCGCGGAAGUCGAUUACUACGGGCUGCGUCUGGCGACGUGUUCGUCGGACAACUCGGUGAAGAUUUUUGACAUCAAAGGCGGAGCACAAACAUUGGCCGCCGAUCUGAAAGGGCACGGUGGACCCGUGUGGCAAGUGGCCUGGGCUCAUCCCCGUUAUGGAAACAUCUUGGCAUCGUGCUCUUACGACCGAAAGGUUAUCAUUUGGAAGGAAGCCGGCCCCGGUGACUGGAGCAAAUGGUUCGAAUACAGCAAUCACGACUCGUCGGUUAAUUCCGUGGCAUGGGCCCCGCCAGAAUACGGACUGAUACUGGCUUGUGGAAGUUCGGAUGGCUCGGUGUCUAUUUUGACGGCCAGUAUCGAAGCAGGCACUUGGGACUCGAAGAAAAUUCCAAAUGCUCACAGUAUCGGAUGCAACACGGUUAGCUGGUGCCCUGCAACGGCACCGGAACCGGCAUUCGAUCAGAGGCCUUCUAAGGUUAAUCUGGCGGUGAAGCGAUUGGCCACUGGAGGCUGUGACAAUUCCGUGAAGAUUUGGAAGGAAGACGGUGACCGUUGGGAGGAGGAAAAACGGCUGGAACUGCACUCGGAUUGGGUUCGCGAUGUGGCCUGGGCGCCAAAUGUCGGGCUUCCUCGCCAUCAGAUUGCUAGCUGUUCCCAGGAUCGGCGUGUAAUCAUCUGGAGCAGCGACGAUCUGCAGAACUGGCAGUCGAUGAUUCUGAACAACUUCGACGACGUGGUUUGGAACGUGAGCUGGUCUCUGACGGGAAACAUUCUGGCCGUAUCCGGUGGGGACAAUAAAAUAAGCUUGUGGCGUGAAAACAACGAAGGACAGUGGAUUUGCAUCAGCGAGGACACCAAUUCAGCUGGCCAAAAUCAUCCGCUGAAUCAAACUCAGAACAGUUUUGUUCCUGAGCAGAGAACGUUGUAAGUUAAGGGAGCAUUUCUGUCGGAAGUUUUGAUGAAUAACAUUCGUUUAUAUCAAUGUCUUAUUUCUUUAAGUUCUUGAAAAUUGUUCAGAAUAUAAAAAUAAUAAAAACAUAUUUAGAUGCUUGAAUCAAAUAAAGAAUUUGUAUUUGUA